Molecule: messenger RNA, 3753 nt
Organism: Phacochoerus africanus (Common warthog)
Lineage: Eukaryota; Metazoa; Chordata; Mammalia; Artiodactyla; Suidae
Gene: FILIP1L
Product: filamin A interacting protein 1 like
Exons: 4
Coding region: 11-3403 (1130 amino acids)
Source: RefSeq, a predicted model, not a curated record
UCCAUAAAGAAUGCGUUCCAAAAGCAGUGACAUGGAGGGCUCAGCCCGAAAUCAACUUCCAAGACAGAGUAAAGAUGACAGUUUCCAAGGACCUGAGGACAUGAAGCAGAGACACAGAGACAAAGAGCCCACCAGUGAGUCAGAUGCAAUCCUUCCAUAUCCUAAGUCACACAGUGGUAACAGCCACCAAGGAGAAGACCUCUCAAGAGAUGACUUAUUAUUUCUUCUCAGCAUUCUGGAGGGAGAACUGCAGGCUCGAGAUGAAGUCAUAGGAAUUUUAAAGGCUGAAAAAAUGGACUUGGCUUUGCUGGAAGCUCAGUAUGGGUUUGUCACUCCAAAAAAGGUGCUAGAAGCUCUUCAGCGAGAUGCUUUUCAAGCAAAAGCUGACCCUUGGCAGGAGGACAUCUAUGAGAAACCAAUGAAUGAGCUGGACAAAGUUGUGGAAAAACAUAAAGAAUCUCACAGACGAAUCUUGGGACAGCUUUUAAUGGUGGAAAAAUCUCACAGGCAAACCAUAUUAGAGUUGGAGGAAGAAAAGAGAAAACAUAAAGAAUACAUGGAGAAGAAUGAUGAAUUCAUAAGCUUGCUAGAACAGGAAUGUGUAAGAUUGAAAAGGUUGAUUGACCAAGAAACUGAGUCCCAGGAGAAGAAGGAACAAGAAAAAGAGAAGAAGGUCACUGCCCUGAAAGAGGAGUUGACCAAACUGAAGUCUUUUGCUUUGAUGGUGGUGGAUGAACAACAAAGGCUGACAGCACAGCUUGCCCUUCAAAGGCAGAAAAUUCAAGACCUAACCACAAGUGCAAAGGAAACACAUGCUAAACUAGCCCUUGCUGAAGCCAGAGUUCAGGAAGAAGAGCAGAAGGCAACCAGACUAGAGAACGAACUGCAAACGCAAACCACAAAAUUUCACCAGAACCAAGAAACAAUUAUGGCAAAGCUCACCAAUGAGGAUGGCCAAAAUCGCCAGCUUCGACAAAAGCUGGCAGCUCUUAGCCGGCAAAUUGAUGAGUUAGAAGAGACAAACAGGUCUUUACGAAAAGCAGAAGAGGAGCUGCAAGAUAUAAAAGAAAAAGUCAACAAGGGAGAAUAUGGAAACUCCAGUGUCAUGGCUGAGGUGGAGGAGCUCAGGAAACGUGUCCUAGAGAUGGAAGGGAAAGAUGAAGAACUCAUAAAAAUGGAGGAACAGUGCAGAGAUCUCAAUAAGAGGCUGGAAAAGGAAACAACACAGAGUAAAGACUUUAAACUAGAGGUUGAAAAACUCAAUAAAAGAAUUAUGGCUCUGGAAAAAUUGGAAGAUGCUUUCAACAAAAGCAAACAAGAAUGUUAUUCUCUGAAAUGCAAUUUAGAAAAAGAAAGGAUGACUACAAAGCAGUUGUCUCAGGAACUGGAGAGUUUAAAGAUAAGGCUUAAAGAACUAGAAACCAUUGAGAGUCGUCUAGAAAAGACAGAGUUCACCCUAAAAGAAGAUUUAACUAAACUGAAAACAUUAACUGUGAUGUUGGUUGAUGAACGGAAAACAAUGAGUGAAAAAUUAAAGCAAACAGAAGAUAAGUUACAAGCUGCUGCUUCUCAGCUUCAAGUGGAGCAAAGUAAAGUGACAACAGUUACUGAGAAGUUAAUUGAGGAAACAAAACGAGCACUGAAGUCCAAAACCGAUGUGGAAGAAAAAAUGUACAGUGUAACCAAAGAACGAGAUGAUCUAAAAAACAAACUGAAAGCAGAAGAGGAGAAAGGAAGUGAUCUCCUGUCCAAAGUUAACAUGUUGAAAAAUAGGCUUCAAUCAUUGGAAGCAAUUGAGAAAGACUUCCAAAAAACCAAAUUAAAUCAAGAUUCUAGUAAGUCCACAACAGUAUUACACCAAGAAAACAAUAAGAUUAAAGAGCUCUCUCAAGAAGUGGAAAGACUGAAACUGAAGCUAAAGGAUAUGAAAGCCAUUGAGGAUGACCUCAUGAAAACUGAAGAUGAAUAUGAAACUCUAGAACGAAGGUAUGCUAAUGAACGAGACAAAGCUCAGUUUUUAUCUGAAGAGUUGGAACAUGUUAAAAUGGAACUUGCCAAGUACAAGUUAGCAGAAAAGACAGAGUCUAGCCAUGAACAAUGGCUUUUCAAAAGGCUUCAAGAAGAAGAAGCUAAAUCAGGGCACCUCUCAAGAGAAGUGGAUGCACUUAAAGAGAAAAUUCAUGAAUACAUGGCAACCGAGGACCUGAUAUGUCACCUCCAGGGAGAUCAUUCUGUUUUGCAAAAGAAACUCAAUCAACAAGAAAACAGGAACAGAGAUUUAGGAAGAGAGAUUGAAAACCUCACUAAAGAGUUAGAGCGAUACCGUCAUUUCAGUAAGAGCCUUCGGCCCAGUCUGAAUGGAAGAAGAAUAUCUGACCCUCAAGUAUUUUCUAAAGAAGUUCAAACAGAAGCAGUAGACAAUGAGCCACCUGAUUACAAGAGUCUCAUUCCUCUGGAACGAGCAGUCAUCAAUGGUCAGUUAUAUGAGGAGAGUGAGGACCAGGAAGAUGACCCUAAUGAUGAGGAAUCUGUACUGUCCUUCAAAUGCAACUCAUCUACUCCCUGUCCUGUUAACAGGAAGCUAUGGAUUCCUUGGAUGAAGUCCAAGGAGGGCCAUCCUCAGAAUGGAAAAAUACAAACUAAACCCAAUGGCAACUUCGUGCAACCUGGGGAUCUAGUACUAAGCCACACACCUGGGCAGCCACUUCAUAUAAAGGUUACCCCAGACCAUGUCCAGAACACAGCCACUCUUGAAAUAACAAGUCCGACCACAGAGAGUCCUCACUCUUACACAAGCACUGCAGUGAUACCAAACUGUGGCACCCCAAAGCAAAGGAUAACCAUCCUCCAAAAUGCUUCCAUAACACCAGUGAAAUCCAAAACCUCUGCUGAAGGCCUUAUGAAUUUAGAGCAAGGCAUGUCCCCAGUUACCAUGGCAGCCUUUGCCAGGGCACAGACACCAGAGUCUUGUGGUUCCAUAACUCCAGAAAGAACAAUGUCACCUAUUCAAGUUUUGGCUGUUACUGGUUCAGUUAGCUCCCCUGAGCAGGGGCGCUCUCCAGAGCCAAUAGAAAUCAGUGCCAAGCACGCGAUUUUCAGAGUCUCCCCUGACCGGCAGUCAUCAUGGCAGUUUCAGCGUUCAAAUAGUAACAGUUCAAGUGUGAUAACUACUGAGGAUAAUAAAAUCCACAUUCACUUAGGAAGUCCUUACAUGCAAGCUGUAGCCAGCCCCGUGAGACCUGCUAGCCCUUCAGCACCACUGCAGGAUAACCGAACUCAAGGCUUAACUAAUGGGGCACUAAACAAAACAACCAAUAAAGUCACCAGCAGUAUUACUAUCACACCAACAGCUACACCUCUUCCUCGACAAUCACAAAUUACAGUAAGUAAUAUAUAUAACUGAUGACCCUCACCCUGAUCCAGUUUAUACUGACAGCAUUGCAAGGAACUCAGUCCUUUUUUAUAAUGAUCCCUCCACAUCCCCCAAAAGAUGACUGAACUUGUACUUUGGGAAAGUUUAUGCAUGAACUAUCCAAGAGUAUCUGAAACUAACUGUUGCCUGCAUAGUCAUAUCAAGUGUGCACUUACUGUAUAUCUUUUCAUUUACAUAUCUGUAUGGAAAAUAUUUAGUCUGCACUUGUAUAAAUACAUUUUUAUGUAUUUUCAUCUCCAUAACUCACAUUAAUUUGAUUGCAACUUGUUUUGGUGAAAUACUUUAACAUCAUAAAGCAGUAAAUUGUUAUUUUUACCAUU